Messenger RNA from Exophiala aquamarina CBS 119918, 1476 nucleotides. Its product is annotated as NAD-dependent aldehyde dehydrogenase. The transcript has 7 exons. The coding region runs from base 1 to 1476 and encodes 491 amino acids. NCBI's taxonomy places the organism in Eukaryota, Fungi, Ascomycota, Eurotiomycetes, Chaetothyriales, Herpotrichiellaceae. The record is from RefSeq and is a predicted model, not a curated record. Gene Ontology annotation, molecular function: aldehyde dehydrogenase (NAD+) activity.
AUGGCUGCGACAAACGGGCAUACUAAUGGGGCAUCCACGGGGACAUCUGAGCCACUGAGCUGGACUACCUUCUCCAACACCAUCAAUGGAAAACUAGAGACCACGCAGAAGACAAGACACAGCAUUAAUCCCGCGACGGGCGAGGCCGGGCCAGACGUGCCGCUGUCGACCCCGGAUGAUGUCGAACGGGCUGUUGCUGCGGCACAAGUCGCGUUUGGCACCUGGGCGGAAGUUCCUUAUACCGAGCGCCGAGUUGCAGUGCUGGCGUAUGCGGAUGCCAUUGCAGCUGAGAAAGAGUCAUUCUCGCAAAUGCUCACCAAGGAGCAAGGGAAACCUCUCAAAUUUGCGCGAGUCGAGAUGGACUUGACUGUCCAUUGGUUGAAGACCAUCGCCAAUCUCGAGCUGCCGGAGGAGAGAAUCGUCGAGGGAGACCGAGAGAUCGUCGUUCGGUACACACCGCUCGGUGUCACGGUUGGAAUCGUCCCGUGGAACUAUCCAAUUUUGCUGGCAGCCUCGAAAAUCGCCCCUUGCGUUGUGACGGGCAAUCCCAUCAUUAUCAAGCCAUCCCCGUUUACGCCAGCCGGAGAUUUGAAACUCGUUGAGCUGGCACAAAGGUUCUUCCCGCCCGGUGUCGUUCAGUGUCUGUCAGGCGAUGAUAACCUUGGGCCCUGGCUCACUGCUCAUCCCGUGCCGGCCAAGAUCAGCUUCACUGGCUCCACGCUUACAGGUAAAAAGGUUAUGGAAUCUGCUGCCAAGACGUUGAAACGUGUAACAUUAGAACUGGGAGGCAAUGAUCCUGCGGUCGUUUUGGAUGACGUGGAUAUUGAAGAUGUUGCGCCAAAAGUUGCCGGAUUAGCGUUCCUCAACUCAGGGCAGAUCUGCCUCGCUCUCAAACGAGUUCUUGUCCAUGAAAGCAUCGCCGAUAAGUUCUUAGCGGCAAUGGUGCAGGCAACGCAACAAUUGAAGGUCGGCCCGGGGGAUGAUCCCGAUGUCUACCUCGGGCCCAUCCAAAACUCGAUGCAAUACGAGAGGGUGAAAGGAUUCUUCGCCGACAUCGAGAAGGAAAACUGGAAGGUGGCAGUCGGUGGCUCCAACCCCGAUGGGCCAGGAUACUUCAUUACACCGACCAUCAUCGACAGACCAAAAGAUGAUUCCCGGAUCGUGAAAGAGGAGCCCUUCGGUCCCAUCGUGCCACUCAUUACAUUCAAGACGGACGAAGAAGCCAUCAAGAAAGCCAACGACACGCACAUGGGCCUCGGCGCCUCGGUGUGGUCGUCGGACACUGAGCGAGCGAAUCGCCUGGCGCAGAAAAUCCAAGCCGGCACCGUCUGGGUGAACACUCAUUUCGAACUCGAUCCCCGUGUCCCGUUCGGCGGCCACAAGGAAAGCGGCGUGGGCUCGGAGUGGGGCCUGCCGGGGCUCAAAUCGUUCUGUAAUAGCCAGACGUUGUUUUUGAAGAGGAAUACAAACGUUUAG